AUGGCCCCUCAGAAGAAGAGCAAGAAGGAUGCCAACAGCAUCAAUUCCAAGCUGGCGCUUGUUAUGAAGUCAGGAAAAGUCACUCUGGGAUACAAGUCAACUCUCAAGAGCUUGCGAUCCGGCAAGGCCAAACUGAUUAUCAUCGCCGGCAAUACUCCUCCUCUCCGCAAGAGCGAGCUUGAGUACUACUCUAUGCUGUCCAAGGCCCCUAUCCACCAUUUCUCCGGCAACAACAUUGAGCUCGGCACUGCUUGUGGUAAACUCUUCCGCUGCUCUACUAUGGCCAUCCUCGACGCUGGUGACUCCGAUAUCCUCAGCGACCAGCAGGCUUAA
Molecule: messenger RNA, 333 nt
Organism: Metarhizium album ARSEF 1941
Lineage: Eukaryota; Fungi; Ascomycota; Sordariomycetes; Hypocreales; Clavicipitaceae
Product: 60S ribosomal protein L30
Exons: 3
Coding region: 1-333 (110 amino acids)
Cellular component (GO): cytosolic large ribosomal subunit
Molecular function (GO): RNA binding; structural constituent of ribosome
Source: RefSeq, a predicted model, not a curated record